This is a messenger RNA of Acanthaster planci (crown-of-thorns starfish), 324 nucleotides long. It is a transcript of the gene tsr1, whose product is annotated as TSR1 ribosome maturation factor. NCBI's taxonomy places the organism in Eukaryota, Metazoa, Echinodermata, Asteroidea, Valvatida, Acanthasteridae. The record is from RefSeq and is a predicted model, not a curated record. Gene Ontology annotation, molecular function: GTP binding; U3 snoRNA binding; GTPase activity. Gene Ontology annotation, cellular component: nucleus; preribosome, small subunit precursor. Gene Ontology annotation, biological process: maturation of SSU-rRNA from tricistronic rRNA transcript (SSU-rRNA, 5.8S rRNA, LSU-rRNA); ribosome biogenesis; endonucleolytic cleavage of tricistronic rRNA transcript (SSU-rRNA, 5.8S rRNA, LSU-rRNA).
UUGAGCAAGAUGGCUGCAAACAGUGGACAGGAAACACACAGAUCGGGACCAUUUAAACAGCAAAAUAAAGCCCAUAAAACCGGACGACAUCGCAGCAAAGGACAGAUAGAGACACAAGGGAAAGGCCGUGUAAAUGUCAAGACGCAAUCCAAGAAAAACAGACAUGAAAUCAGCAAAGUGGACAGGAGACAUCAAGCCCUGCAGAGAAGACAGCACAAACGUGAGGAGACAUUGGCAAGGAAACGCAGCAUCGGUGGUAGGGACAGUGCCCCUCAUCUUGUGGUGGGUAUUCACAAGGAAGACGAACUUAUCACUAAUGAUUAA